Penicillium canescens is the source of this 1785-nucleotide messenger RNA. RefSeq names its product DEAD/DEAH box helicase. The record is from RefSeq and is a predicted model, not a curated record. The transcript has 9 exons. Gene Ontology annotation, molecular function: RNA helicase activity; ATP binding; RNA binding. Lineage: Eukaryota; Fungi; Ascomycota; Eurotiomycetes; Eurotiales; Aspergillaceae. The coding region runs from base 1 to 1785 and encodes 594 amino acids. Gene Ontology annotation, cellular component: nucleus.
AUGGAUUCGAUUGACCAUCAGAUUAACUCUCUCGCCCUGGGCAACGGCCUCCAGGAGGACGUACCCCCCGUGGCUGCUACUAAUCUACUCAAGCUUUCGGGUGUUGAUGACCCCGAGGAGGCUGGCCGCCUAGGCUGGACCAACCCGGUCCCCUUUGAUUACGGCAACCCUGACAAGAACUCUCGUGACUGGGCAGGCAUUGCUGACCGCUACGAGUGGGAUCCCGAAUUCGGCGAAGUUGGUCCUCCCAACGAGGAGCUCGAGCAGCAGCUGUUCCGCGGCAACCUCAUCCAACGCGUGGGAGACCGUCUCGACGACCUCAACGCCUACACCGUCAGGGUUGACAGUGAUGCCACUAUCCAGCCAGUCACCAAGUGGGAGGAUGCCGGCCUGCACCCGGUGAUGCUCGAGAAUAUUAGCCUCUGCCAGUACACUGCCCCAACUGCGGUGCAGUCUUACGCUGUUCCCGCGAUUCUCGCAGGACAUGAUCUAAUCUCCGUUGCUCAAACUGGAUCGGGCAAAACCGCGGCUUUUCUGAUUCCAAUCCUUUCCAAAUUGAUGGGAAAGGCACGCAAGCUCGCCGCACCCCGUCCCAACACUUCCGAGGGCUUCAACUCUGCGACAGAUGCAGUUCGAGCCGAGCCUCUGGUCCUGAUCGUGUGUCCCACCCGCGAGCUCGCUACCCAAAUCUUCGACGAGUGCCGCCGACUGUGUUACCGUUCCAUGUUGCGCCCAUGUGUUGUUUAUGGUGGUGCUCCUUCUGGGCUUCAGCGGGAAGAGCUUCAGAAAGGAUGCGAUAUCCUCAUUGCAACCCCCGGUCGACUUCUGGACUUUAUGUCGCAGACCCACGUGCUCUCUCUUCGUCGAGUUAGAUACACUGUUAUCGAUGAGGCCGAUGAGCUGCUCCAGGCAGACUGGGAGGAUGAAUUUCGACGUAUCAUGUCUGGUGGAGAUGUGAACGAGGAUGCGGAUCAUCAUUACAUGAUGUUUUCGGCCACAUUCGACAAGGAAUUCAGACAGCUCGCCAAAGAAUAUCUCAGUGAUAAUUAUGUGCGCCUUCGAGUCGGCCGCGCUGGCAGUUCUCACAGCAAUGUGACCCAGCAUGUUAUCUACGCUGAUUCGGACAAGAAGAUGCGGGCCAUCUAUGACCUUAUUGUCAGCAUGCCGCCUGUGCGCACUCUGGUUUUCGUCAACAGCAAGGAACAGGUGGACUUUGUUGACGACUUCCUCUACAACUCUGGAAUUCCGUCCACUUCUAUCCACAGUGGUAGAACUCAACGUGAGCGUGAGGAUGCUAUGCAAGUCUUUCGUGCUUUCCGCACCGCGAAAUGCCCUGUCAUGGUUGCAACUGGAGUCUCAGCCCGUGGACUUGAUGUCAUUAACGUGCUUCAUGUCAUCAACUACGACCUGCCCAGUGCCAUGCACGGAGGUAUCACUGAGUACAUCCACAGAAUCGGACGCACUGCUCGAAUUGGCAACGAGGGUCUCGCCACUUCAUUCUACAAUGAUCGGAACGAGGAACUUGCUACCGAGCUCGUCAAGAUCCUCAUCGAGUGCAAGCAGCAGGUGCCUGAUUUUCUCGAAGGCUAUCGUCCUGAGGGUGACGUGCUGGAAUUCGAUGACGACUCGGACAACGAAGCUUCCGGGCAGAAAGAGAACGAAACCUCUUCUCAGGUUGCUGAUGAAGAGCCUGUCGCUGCCGAAGCCGAUGGUGAUGAGCCUGCCGCCGAGGCCUCCACUCAGUCUAACUGGAAAGCUGCCGAGAGCGAUGACAUCUGGAACUAA